AUGGCACCGGCACCGUCACCCGCGCUGGCACUCCUCCUCAGCCUGCUCUGUGCCACCCCAGAUCUGGGUGUCCCCCCCCUACAGCUGGAUGCCCCCACCAAACUGCGUGCCCCCCCCCGCAAAGCUGGGCCGGGGUGGGGAUGCCGGGUGCUGACGGCAGCCGCAGGGCUGGGGGUGCUGGGGGGGCAUUGUGGGGUGCCCCCCCACGCCUGGUGCCAGAGCUGGGAGACGGCGCUGCGCUGCGGGGCCCUGGAGCACUGCGCCCGCCAUGCCUGGGCACCUCCCGCCACGGACGUGUGCGCCGACUGCCAGCAGAUCGUCACCCUACUCACCCGCAUGGCCAACGAGUCGGCCACCAAGGCGGCCGUGGAGGGGUUCCUGCGGCGGGAGUGCGCGGCGCUGCCGGUGCCCAGCAUGGUGCCACCCUGCCAGAACCUGGUGCACGAGUACUUCAGCCUCCUCCUCAUUGACCUCGAGGGGCACCUCAAGCCUUCAGCCAUCUGUGCCCGCCUGGAGCUGUGCCCGGGCGAGCCGGGGGGUGCCCCGGCCAUGCCCCCCCUCGGGGCACUCAGCACCCGCCUGCAGGUUGCCGCCGGCAAGGCCCUGCCCAUACCACUGCCGCUGUGCUGGCUGUGCCGCACCUUCCUGGCCCGCGCCGAGGCCGCCAUCCCCAAGGAGGCGGUGGCGGAGGCGGCGACGAAGCUGUGCCGGGUGCUGCCGGUGGUGGUGGUGGGCGCGUGCCAGUGCCUGGUGCAGCGGUACGGGGUGCUGCUGGUGGAGGGGGUGCUGGGGCGCCUGGCCCCCCGCCUGCUCUGUCGCCUGCUCCUCACCUGCGGCCCCGAGGACGGUUACGCCCCGUCGUCACCUCCCCGGCAGCCCCUCGGGGCCGCCGCGGCCCCGCCAGCUGCUUGUGCCGGCACCGAGGACCUGGGACCGGGCCACCCCCUCCCCACGCUGUCCCCAAACCCGGGACCCUGUGCCCUGGGCCCGACCUACUGGUGCUCCAGCCCCGAGGCCGCCCGCCGCUGCCAGGCCCUGCAGCACUGCCAGCAGCACGUCUGGGUGUAGAAGUGGGGGGGGCACAAGGAGCCACCUUGCCCUGUGUCUCUCAGCCCCAACCCCCAAAUAAAGCUUGGAUACCGCCCUGCC
Molecule: messenger RNA, 1149 nt
Organism: Aquila chrysaetos chrysaetos
Lineage: Eukaryota; Metazoa; Chordata; Aves; Accipitriformes; Accipitridae
Gene: SFTPB
Product: surfactant protein B
Exons: 9
Coding region: 1-1068 (355 amino acids)
Source: RefSeq, a predicted model, not a curated record